This is a messenger RNA of Caenorhabditis sp. 36 PRJEB53466, 3147 nucleotides long. NCBI's taxonomy places the organism in Eukaryota, Metazoa, Nematoda, Chromadorea, Rhabditida, Rhabditidae. The record is from the annotation of a GenBank genome assembly.
AUGACGUUGAAUUCAUCUACUUUCGUUUUAUGCGCUUUUCUGACCGCUGCCUUUUUUGCGGUAGAAUGUAUUCCGUUCAGUGAGUUUAUCUACGGUAUUCAAAAUCAGCUUUUAAAAAAUAAACAUGAAAUAUGGGGGAGAUUCAAAGUCAGUACUGUUGAGAAAUUUUUUUGUCGGUGAUCUCCGAGCAUUUUCGUUUUUAUUUUCGAGGAAAACCACUUUAAAGCAGACAUUCGGAUGUCUUCAUUGAACGAACACAAAGGUGAACCCUUCCAGAGUGCGACGUUUUGAGUCCACUAAAGAUGAAAGUAGGAAGUACGAUCUUCUUGCCUGCCAAUUCGACAGCACCGGCUCCAAUUCCAGCGAAUUUUUGCUGCACAUACACAGUGAGAAACGAACGCUUCUCAGUAAUAAUGCUUGGAAUAUUCAGUUUUUUGUCCCGAAAGAAUCAUUCCUUCGGCUAUCCGUCAUCAAUUCUCUUCUAGAUACGGACUUUAUCGAAUUCACCGAUUCUGUUGGAUACAAUCGUAACCUAACGAUGUUAGUAUACAGACGAUGUAUACCAUCUCUGGCAUUUCGUUAUUAAUCUAGCGGCGGCCUAAUAAGAUUGAUAUUAUAGGGGCACCGGACAGAAAGGGCGCGCUGUUCGCAAUCUGGCCGAAUUUCUAGGCCGCGAAGUAAUUUUCCACUGAAAAUGUGGCCUAACUUUUCAAACUCGGCCCCGAGGUCACUCAAUUUGCACUGCAAAAAGUUUCUCAACAGAGCGCCAUUUCUGUGCGGUGCCCCUAUAAGAUGACACCUAAUUAGAUUAAUAAAUCUUCUAGCUAUUAUAGGGGCACCGGACAAAAAGGGCGCGCUGUUAGCAAUCUGGCCGAAUUUCUAGGCCGCGAAGUAAUUUUCCACUGAAAAUGUGGCCUAACUUUUCAAACUCGGCCCCGAGGUCACUCAAUUUGCACUGCAAAAAGUUUCUCAACAGAGCGCCAUUUCUGUGCGGUGCCCCUAUAAGAUGACACCUAAUUAGAUUAAUAAAUCUUCUAGCUAUUAUAGGGGCACCGGACAAAAAGGGCGCGCUGUUAGCAAUCUGGCCGAAUUUCUAGGCCGCGAAGUGAUUUUCCACUGAAAACGUGGCCUAACUUUUCAAACUCGGCCCCGAGGUCGCUCAAUUUGCAUUGCAAAAAGAAUUUCUCAACAGAGCGCCAUUUCUGUGCGGUGCUCCUAUAAUAGUUAUUAAUAGAUUAAUAAGUGCUCAAAUCAAGUUUCACGCCAACCGUCUGCUGGCUCAAAUCUCGAUUGCGCCAAGAAAAAACAGUCGAAUCUAAUUAGGUCGCGUUUAGAUCAGUAACUUUCUAAUUAGAUUGAUAUCGAAUUGCCAGAGAUCACAGACUUUCGGAAGGCUUUAGAUCUAGCAUUGCCAACGAGGAGCUUUUUGCAACUACUGGCUACGGUCACGUCAAGAUGUUUUCCGGACCGGAAGGAAACUCAAAGGCUUUGCUUGUUUUUGAGUGGCUCAAGAGUGCGUUUUUCGCUUUCUAAGAAGUUUAGUACAUUCAUUCAGUGCCUAGCUCAAGCUGGUCGGUUAAUCUUCGAAAAAACGAAAGUGGUACAAAUGUUGACUGCAUGGCAAUUCAACAAACACCAAUUACUUUUAUAGCGGAGUUGGGACAGAAAGUAUAUUUGAAAGGCAUACCCAUUUUUGUGUCAAAGUCUGUUCCAGGUCGCACUCAGCAUAGCUCACUCGGGAUAUAUCCUAGAUAAGUUCGACAGUUACUUCAUUUUUGAUGGACCUAAUACAGAUAGCCCAGUGGUUGGGAGGUGCGAAUUUUGAUUAUGGAACACUUCAGAUAGAUGGAACUUGUUCAGAAUGAGCAGGCACGUGAUAGUUCCUUUCAUACCCACGAAUCAGUCAGUCACGAUUAUUGGUCUCACUAGCCAAGUCGUCUACUCAAACAUUAUUGUCAAUAUCCAAUCGAGUGGGCAUUGACACAAGUUCAAACUUCAAAAUUUUGCUCAGAUCUGGCAGAGUAUCGUAAAUACCAGGCAGCAGUUGUCAUAGACCAAUAUGGAGGCCCGCUUGACUCUAUAAAUCAAACGAUAGCAGUUACUUUCAUUGCAAAAGAUGGAAUACAGCUAUACAUCACGUAUUUAAAGUUCAACGAAGUGGUAAGCAGCCACUGUUGAAUUUCACGCAGAUUCUUAUCCUAGGAGGACGAAAAAUGUGAAAUGAGAGUUAUUAGUGAUACGCCAUCUCCUGUUUCCAGACAACUUUUGACCUACACGUGAGAUAUUUCUUCAUGAGUACAUUGCAGUCUCAGAAAAUUGCCCAUCGUGCUCUAUCGCUCUCCACAUGAUUUCAUUGUUAAAUUGGAAAAACACGCAGUCGCGGCCGAGUUUUCACGUUUGAUUGCGGAAGAGCGACAUUGAAAAAGUUCUGCAACGCUAAUACAUCUAUAAGUCUUCAGACCUUCUGCACGUCUGGACAUAAGCUUUCCUCAACAGAUUCCAUCCUCAGUAUUCUCUAUAGAGUUGACAGACUGCUCAAUUUACAUGGUCAUGACAAAAAAUACUCCUGGUAUUCUGCUUCUGAUCAAAUACGCGGUAACCUGAAAGUUGCAGCAAACUUCUUCAUGGUGAAUGACGAAAGAAUUGGUUAUGUGUUCACUCCAAGUUUCUUAAACGAUCAACUUUCUCCAACGUUGAACUUCACUUUGCGUACAAACAGAAUUAACUGCGUUCUCGUAAAAAAAGUUCAUUCAGGUAGUAACGAAACUCUUCACUAUUAUACUGUGGUCGAAUCUGUCAGCGUUGUUGACAAUGAACAGUUGGCAAUAAACGUGUACAACUCAAAAGGAGCUUCAGCGAUGAGUGUAGUGUUAGUCGAGAGGUUAUGACUUCUGCAUUAAAUGUGCGCCAUUAUAGUGUCACGGGAAACCAGACUGGUGGUUCUGCUGAAGCGAUGGGCACGUCCGUGAAUAUAGAUUUUAAUGGAUCUCACGGGCACGGAGAGGCAAAAAUACGGUAUCAUAUUUCGAAAGUAUCAGGUUAGUGUGAGUUCAGGAGGGAUAGCUUAUCAAUUAAAAUUUCACUUCAGAGCACACGACAAGCAUCUUUCUCGUUUUAUUAUUUUUUGUUAUCUCAAUUACUCAGUAG